This is a messenger RNA of Aspergillus uvarum CBS 121591, 2049 nucleotides long. Its product is annotated as HET-domain-containing protein. NCBI's taxonomy places the organism in Eukaryota, Fungi, Ascomycota, Eurotiomycetes, Eurotiales, Aspergillaceae. The transcript is spliced from 3 exons. The coding region runs from base 1 to 2049 and encodes 682 amino acids. The record is from RefSeq and is a predicted model, not a curated record.
AUGGCUCUCUGUCGGUUGUGCUGCACUGCCUUGCAGGUAAUACUGACAGAUGAAUCACUCCGGAGUGAAUAUGAAAUUAUUUUCCCCUCUUAUCUCAGAGCACAACAAUCGGGCUGCUGGAUUUGUUCCAAAGUCAUUGCCUGGGCCGAAGAAAACCAGCCGGAGCUCUAUCGCAAAUGGCGCGGCUCUUCGCUUUGCGCCACGUUCUCGGUGUCCACUGGGGUGGGGUACUAUGAGCCCCCGUCGGAAAAUGUCCCGUUGUUACCCUCAUCCGAUGCAUUCGAGAAUUUUGGAAAUGUCGAAGAUCUUGCUGAAUCCCCAAUAACGGGAGCAGGAAAGGAUAAGUCUAUUUCCCGAUUGUUGAAACUUGUCAAGUUCUGGUUGGAACGAUGCACUCAGGAACAUGUGAGAUGCCGCUUGUCCUCCUCAGCCCCAUGGGUUCCAACGCGCUUGCUACAUCUCGUUCCAGGUGAGAGAGGCAUGUUAGUCAAGAUGGUCGUUACCAAAGAUGCCGUGAUUGACGGCCAGUACAUGACACUGAGUCACCGUUGGCCUGUCAAGCCCUGUCGUCGUCUUAUGUUGACUGCAUCAACCUUUAGCCAGCUUCAGCGUGGAGUCAACGUCAGGAAACUUCCACAAAGCUUCCAAGAGACCGUAGAGCUUGCCUCUUAUCUGGGGAUCAAAUAUCUUUGGAUUGACUGUCUUUGUAUCAUGCAGGAUAGAGAUGAUCUUUCAGAUUGGCAUCGGGAGGCCCCUACCAUGCAUAUGGUGUAUUCGCACUCUUUUCUCAACAUCUCCGCCACGUUUUCGUCCACCGGGUUAGAAUCACUGUUCCAUCAGGCUGAGACCUUCGCCGAGACCUGGCCCUCACCAAUCGAUAUCAAUGUCAGGGGAACCAUGCGCAAGGUCUAUGCGGUGGACGCGGAUGUGUGGAAUCGUGAAAUUACAGAAGCGCCUCUGAACCACAGAGGCUGGGUUUUCCAAGAGCGCUUUCUCGCUCGUCGAAUCGUGCACUUUGGACGAGCCCAACUCGGGUGGGAGUGUUGCGAAACGGAGGCGUUAGAAAUGUUUCCGCAACGUGUGCCAUUCUCUCUCGUGGCUGGGUCGGGUUGCAAGUCAACGGUGGUGGACAAGUGGACGAAGCCCCGUGUUGCCUUGAAUGCUGAUUCUCUGCCCAAUCGUGAAUUCAGACGACAGCUAGACUUGCGAAGUAACCUGAUCGAGGCCUAUUCCCAAUGCCAAUUCACGUUCACCAAGGACAGACUAGUUGCGUUCUCAGGGAUCGCGAUGAGUGAUACUCUCGCCGUUGACCCAUCGGAUCUCUAUAUUGCGGGGAUGUGGAGGAGCUCAAUUCUAUAUAGUCUCGCCUGGCAGCGCAGUCACAGCAGGUGCCCACUUCUUGAAUCGGCUCAAGAGCCGGUCUUCAAAGUGCCCAGCUGGUCCUGGCUGUCUUUUGAUGGCGAGGUCAUUUUCCCUACGCUUCCAUCCUCUGCUGCGCUUUGUCCGUUGGCACGGAUAGUUGAUAUCUCAGUAAUCGAAUGUUCCAUUCAACUAGAAUGUAUUCUCCUGAGUCUGGACUUGUUUUGGUCGACAGCUGGUAAAAUCAUCGGGAUCUGUGUCACAGAAUUAGGUCUGCCAAUCAUGAGCGAGGGUGCCAGCCUCAACGAUGAGGACCCCAUGGGAGUUGAUGAUAAUUUUGGAUCCGUCAUUGAUUUAGACGAAUAUUCUUCGUGUGAAAAGGAUCAACACUUGGGUCUGCGGGCCGAGGCGAAGAAUCUUUUCCUCGUACCGCUGUACGCAUCAUCUCACAGCCUUCGAGGCAUCUUUGUGACUCCAUCUGGAAAGGAAAAAGAUACGUAUAUCCGCCUGGGGGCAUUCGAGACUGGCUACCCUUCGCUAGUCGGUCAAGAGAUGCGAGCCGUGGGGGGUCCUAUGAUGGAUCCACUUUCCGGAGUGGACAAACGAACCUCAAGCCUGUUCAAUUAUAUACAGGAUUGUUCCAGAGGCUACGGAAGAGAUUCGAACCAUCCCGUUAUUCAACUUGUCUAG